AAAUCUCUGGCAUCGCACGUGUAUGGUAGCUGACAGCUGAUAGCGGCACUUCGACCAACUUCGACAUCAGUCAACAAUCAAAACAAUGGCAGAGAUCGAGUGGCCCUGGCAAUACAGUUUCCCGCCGUUCUUUACGCUUCAACCUCACGCGGAUACCAGAGCUAAGCAGAUAGCGGCUUGGAAAAGCCUGGUGCUAGAGUAUUAUCGCAUCACGAAACAGGCGGUCGUAGAUGUACGCGAGGUGCACACGAAUCCUCUAUUUAAUAACACCAGCAUAAACAGAAAAUUACAGUCCGAAGCUGUGCUAGUAAUACUGGAAGAAUUAGUUAAAUCUGGAAAUGCGUCUCCACUAGAUAAGACAAAACAAAGAUGGUUAAUUUAUUGGCACACUUUAGAAGAAUGGGGUGAUAUAAUAUAUAACUGGGCACAGGAAAAUGGCUUCACUGGCUCUGUGUGCACUUUGUUUGAGCUGACACAAGGGGAGGACACAACUGAGCAAGAAUUCCAUGGUCUGGAUACAGAAGUAUUGAUCAGAUCACUGAGAACUCUGGAAGCUGCCAAAAAGGCUGAGCUCAUCUUUUUCGACGAUAAUCAAGGUGUUAAAUUUUUCUAACGUUCGGAAAGUAAUUAUCACUCGUCGAAAAUCUCACAAGUUAAAUAUGUAUGUAAAUUAUAUAUUACACAUUCAUAUGUUAUAAUUUAAUGUACCUAUGCAUUUAGUUAUAUGCUUUUGUAAAAUAAAUUUGAAGUUAGUGCUUUACAGCAACACGAAAAUAUAAGAAAUUAAUAUUAC
This is a messenger RNA of Solenopsis invicta (red fire ant), 793 nucleotides long. RefSeq names its product vacuolar protein-sorting-associated protein 25 (gene Vps25). Gene Ontology annotation, molecular function: protein homodimerization activity; structural molecule activity. The coding region runs from base 86 to 613 and encodes 175 amino acids. The record is from RefSeq and is a predicted model, not a curated record. Gene Ontology annotation, biological process: protein transport to vacuole involved in ubiquitin-dependent protein catabolic process via the multivesicular body sorting pathway. NCBI's taxonomy places the organism in Eukaryota, Metazoa, Arthropoda, Insecta, Hymenoptera, Formicidae. Gene Ontology annotation, cellular component: ESCRT II complex. The transcript is spliced from 4 exons.